Molecule: messenger RNA, 585 nt
Organism: Malassezia restricta
Lineage: Eukaryota; Fungi; Basidiomycota; Malasseziomycetes; Malasseziales; Malasseziaceae
Product: tetratricopeptide repeat domain protein
Exons: 4
Coding region: 1-585 (194 amino acids)
Molecular function (GO): protein binding
Source: RefSeq, a predicted model, not a curated record
AUGUCGUGGCUCGUACGUGCCGGACGCUAUGCGAUGCCGAUGCUGGCUGCGCGUGCGCGCGCGCCUGUCGUGCGUGUAGCGCGUCUUCAUGUGACGCGUGUGCCGCUCGCCGUGGAGCAGAGCCAGGGCGUGUCGCUCGACGACCCGGCGGAGGGCGAGGCGCAAAAGCUGCUCGACAGCGGCACACACGCGCUCGAGAUGGGCGAUCUAGAGCGUGCGAAGGGAGCGUACAGGAAGAGUGUCGAGGUGCACGAGAAUGCGUCGGCCUACUACAACCUGGGCAUUUGCCAGUACCAGGAGCACGAUCUGCCGGGCGCGAUCGAAUCGUGGACGCACGCGCUGCGCUUGGCGCCGGACAGUCCGGAUGCCCACACGAACUUGGCGUCCGCCUACAUCAUGUCCAAGCCGCCGCAGGCGGACAAGGCGCUGGAGCACCUGACCCUCGCAGCCACGCAGAGUCCUGACGAUGGCGAGAUUCACUUCAAUCUAGGUACCGUGUUGGAAGCAUGCGAGCAGCUGGAGCCGGCGAUCAAGGCGUACCGCAAAGCCAAGGAGUGUGGCAUCGAUGUACGUACGCGCGACUGA